Messenger RNA from Monosiga brevicollis MX1, 543 nucleotides. RefSeq lists its product as uncharacterized. The transcript has a single exon. NCBI's taxonomy places the organism in Eukaryota, Choanoflagellata, Craspedida, Salpingoecidae. The coding region runs from base 1 to 543 and encodes 180 amino acids. The record is from RefSeq and is a predicted model, not a curated record.
AUGUUGAAUGCUGGCUUUCGUCGCUCAAGCUUUCAAGAAUACCCACAACUGCUCGGCAAGGGCCUGGGUCAGCGGGACAGCUUCGUGCUGGACGUGGUCGGCUCGCGUGGGGAGGUGCCGUCAGAUCACGAUGAUACAGACCACCUACCCGAAGCAGAAACCGCCGACUUGGUCGCAAAGCUUGGACAACAAGAACUUGACCUUCAUACAGACGACGCCGACACGGCCACCGCCACCAAGGUGCUCGCGCCCUCGCGCCGCUCGAGUGAGGAAGCCAUCCACGUGCCAGCUCCUGCGCCACAGGCCGACCCCAUCGAGACAGAUCAAGUACCCACACACCAGCCCGCCCCGCAGGAGCCCGUCCCAACGCUGACCGUUUCACCGAUCCCGGAGGAGCCGGCUCCCCUUCGUCAUCCGCUUCAAAACUUGCUUCAUUGCCCCGUGCACGAAGUCGAGGGUCAACCUACAUAUGGUGCGGUUCGCCAGACGACCUAUCAAACUUCAAAUCAUGGGGCUGCCGUCAUUAGCACGGCUUGCAUUUGA